GUCCAACGUUGCACAAGAUGUAGCCAGCCGACCGACGGCAGGACAAGCAUCCAUGACAUCAAUUAAUGUACAACCUGCCUCAGUUGGCAACUUGCGAUGAAGACCCCCGCCACCACCCACGUCAUUGCCCUCGUGGCCACCGCCUGCAGUCAUGUCGUGUACGGCGACACCACCACCCUCCACAACGCAACCCAUCCGGAUGGGAGGAUUGGUCCAGUGUUUCAGUUUGACUUUGACCAUGUUGGCGGGCUCCCCUCGCAGGAACAAUUGAUCGUGCUGUCGAAAUGGUCGCCGUCCGAACUGUCGUCGUUCGCAGACUCCUUCCUCAGUCCACGUAGCCCCCGCCACAACAAGAGAUCGUUCUCAUUCCGUCGCCCGAGUUCCAUGAACCUCAACUUCACCGCCUGCGACGCCGAUGACUAGAUACUGUAGCUUCCGUCGAUGAUAGGAUGGAUACAUAAUAUAUAUAUAUAUAUACUGUAUAUGCACUCA
Molecule: messenger RNA, 492 nt
Organism: Aphanomyces astaci
Lineage: Eukaryota; Oomycota; Saprolegniomycetes; Saprolegniales; Verrucalvaceae
Exons: 1
Coding region: 97-423 (108 amino acids)
Source: RefSeq, a predicted model, not a curated record